ACUCCAACAGGUUACGAACUACGCCUUCUCCGCGGCACAUUUUUUUUUUUGAAUAAUAAUAAAAUAAAAAAACUCUUUCUCUCCCCUGUUCUUCAGCUUUCUCUCUCCCGAAACUUUUCUUCUUCGAAUCAGUUAUCACUCGAACUGAGGAGUAUUCUGAUAGUCUGCCACACACGCUCAGUUACAUUCAUUUACUCUGAACUGAGGAGUUUCAGGAAUUUCAGACUGGAUUGGAUUUGAUUUGCUGGAACGAUUAAUUCUAGAAGGUUUAGUUUGCCAAUGAUACAAAGAUGAAGAAACUAUUCUUUUUUAGAUCAAGUGCUUCUAGUGGCGGAAACAACAUUUCCCCACCAUCAAAGGACAAACAGUGCAAUUGGGAAAAACCAGCAGACACUUUUGAGAAGUCUCGAAGUAGAAAGCAAAGUUCAGAACAUCAUCAGAGUAUUGGUGCCACCCCAACUCUUAGGAGGAGUCUAUCAUUUUCAUCUGCAUCGGUUAACAAUGAUGAUUUGCCAGGAUGGAACUUUCAGGAUGAAAGUGGAUCCCCAUGUCGUGUUAACCAUUUCCAACAUAGGAAAUCAGGCCGUCGUCCAGCUCGAGACAGGGCACGUUUUCCUGAGAGGCAACUCCACACGAAGCCCACAAAUGGUGUUGAAACUUCUCACAGAGUGAGGAAUGAUUGCAGUUCUUCCUUCAUACCACCCAAUGACAUUUCUGAGAGCUCUUCCCACAGCUCGAGCAAAGUUUUAGAUCGUUACAUUGAUGGGGAGCAAGAGUAUGAAAAGAGUGGACCAACCCACGAUUUGCCUCCAAGAGUCCAUCAUAUUCCACCUGCUUCACCACCCAAUAUUAAGAAACAGAAGCCUAAAUCUCAGUCUUUCAGGGAGACCGCAUCAAGUCAUUUAUAUCUAUCUUCUUGGGAGUUGAUGGAAACUGGUUUUGGACAUGACUCUCCUAGAAAACUUGCUAGAAGAGUUGUUGAGAGGCUUUCUAAUUCUCAAUUGCUUUCUGAGAAGAAUUCAAAAGAAUAUGAUCUUCAUGCUCCAAUAACAAUAGAAGAUAUAUAUACAGGGAAUGUAAGCAGACAUCCUAACACAUAUUCUGAUGUUGCCUCUCAGAAUCAUUUCUCAAUAAAUGGCGAAUCGGUUCCAAGUUCACAAGAAAGGAACUUUUUCUCAAGUGCUAAUUGCAGCACUAAAGGGAAUCAUAAUGCUGUGGAGGAUUCAGAGUUUGAACUGUAUAAAAAAUUAAAAGAAGCUGAUGCACAGACAACCAUGAUCUCUGAAGAUCUUGAAGAUUUGAACUUGUUUCAUUGCAGUGAACUUAGUGUCCCUGGAUUGAUCCAGAGAAUUAGAGAUCUGACUGAAGAAAAGUUAAAAAUGGCCAUUGAGGUUUCCGUUGCAUUGAAAGAUCAAAUUUCUGAGAGAGCUUCUGCUAAAGAAGAAAUCAGAUCGUUACGAGAUAAACUAGAUUCACAAACUCGAAGAUUGGAGAUGGAGAAGAAUGACUUGCAGUCCUCACUAGAAAAGGAGUUAGACAGAAGAUCAAGUGAGUGGUCCAUGAAACUUGAAAGGUACCAGAUGGAAGAACAUCGGCUUCGUGAAAGAAUCAGGGAUCUUGCUGAGCAAAACGUUUCUCUUCAAAGGGAAGUGUCUUCCCUUAGUGAGAAGGAGGAGGGGAACAGGAAUAGGAUUUCAUAUUCAGAAAAACAACUUGAUGAUCUUACACUGAGGGUUGAGGAGAAAAGAGACGAGAAUAUGAUUUUAGAGCAAAAUGUUCAUGAACUCAAAGAGAAGUACAAGAUAGCACACCAGGAGCAUGAUUGCAUCCGAAGGAACUACGAGGACAAGGUGAAAGAGUGCAAAGAUUUACAUAGAUCUAUUGCUAGACUACAAAGGACUUGCAGUGAACAAGAGCGGACAAUUGAUGGACUUCGAGCAUUCUACGAGGAAGUUUGCAAGAAAAACACAACUGGGGAGUUUGAUAGUGAAUUGACAAAGUUGAGAAGGGAACAUUUGAGGUUGGUAGGAGUGGAAUGUGGUCUAAGGAAGGAAGUUGAGUCUUACAGGAUUGAAGUUGAUUCACUUCGGCUUGAAAACAUACGUUUAUUGGAACGCUUAAAAGGAGGCGGGUUAGAGGCAGGAUUCUCAACUUUUAAGCUAGAUCAAGAAUUGCAAAGCCAUGUAUGCUGCUUGGAAACACAAGGAUUGUCUUUACUUAAAGAGAGCACCCAUCUUUGUGGAAAGCUGUUAGAUUGCAUCAAAGCUAAUGCAGGGGACAUGUUGAAGGAUGGGCAUGGUUGUUUAGAUGGAGGAUUGGAUGGUCAGUUUAUUGUUGAAUCUGAUGUUAGGAUCCUUGGUUUUCGAAGAGGGGUUGAGAAUUUAGCGAGAAGCUUACAGAAUGUAAUGGAUGUGUAUCAUGAUAAGUCUGAAUCACAGUUGCCUAGUUUAGAGAGUAAAAUACACCAAUCAAAUGAUCAGAACCCGGAAGAUAUCAUGCAGUCUGAGCUAAAAGCAGAGACUUUACUUACAAGUUUGUUGCGGGAAAAGCUUUAUACUAAAGAAUUGGAUAUAGAGCAACUUCAAGCUGAACUGGCAGCUUCUGUCAGGGUUAAUGACAUGCUAAAAUGUGAAUUGCAAAACACACGAGAUGGCCUUUCUUGUGUUACCCACAAGAUGAAAGACCUUGAACUUGAGAUGAUCAAGAAAGACGAAAACAUGAAUCAGCUUCAGAAUGAUCUCCAAGAAUGCAUGAAGGAAUUAGCAGUUUUGAAGGGGAUACUACCAAAAGUAACUCAAGAGAGAGACUUAAUGUGGGAGGAGGUUAAACAUCACAAUGAGAAGAGUAUGCUGAUGAAUUCCGAGAUGAAUGCGUUAAAGAAGAAGAUGGAAACACUGGAUGAAGACAUACUCCUCAAAGAAGGUCAGAUCACUAUCUUAAAAGACACACUUGGCAAGCAUUUCGACCUUCUCUCUAGUCCCACUGGUUCUACAAAAGACUUUUUGCUUGAUUGUACUUGAUUUUUGGACAUUUAUCAGCUGUGAUUAUACACUUGUAUAUUGCUUGAUUUGCUUGUUUGGAACUAUCAGUAUAGAUCCAAUACAAACUUCAGAUUUCUGAUCAAACAUAUGGCUUCACAAUACCUUUUUGAGCCAAAAAAUCUUCCAAAGGGAGGUUUUCUUUAUAUUUGCACUUCUAUUUCAUUAUCCUAUUUCUAAACAAGUGAGGAAUUUUCUGCUUGGAAAGGACAUUUUGAAUGUACGAUUUUUUUUUUGAUAUUUUGUUAGCUUAUAGUAGCAGUUGUAAUGCUUUGCGUAUUCAUACAUUGUAAAUGAUUCAGAACGGGAAUUCCCUCAUCAUGGUCAAUACCACAAGGCAGGUAGAAAGCCUACAGUAUGGAGAAAAUUGUAUCCCCCUAGAAACAAUAUUAUCAUGUUGGACACAGUGAAUAGCGGAUAAAGAAACUUUAUGGUCUCUUUUGGCUCGCUCAUUAGCCAGGAAGCCAUGGAAAUAUGGCAAACAUCAAGCUUUGGGUCAAUCGAUAUUAAAUCUUUUAUUAGUCGUACUGUAAACCCAUUUUUCCUAUAUAAUUGAUGAUUGUUGACUAUAUGGAAUACUUAAUCUGGAAAUGCCUACUUAGGCCAUCUCCAACAGUUUACAUCAUUUUUUGCACUAAAAUGGUGUAAACAUCACAUCAUACAGUACUUUAUGAUGUACUUUACCUCCACAUCAUACUAAAAAGGAAUAUUCUUUUUUUAUUCCUUUUACUAACUAUUUACCAUUAUAAUACUGUAUUUAAUUAUCUAAUUAUCAUAUAUUUAUA
Molecule: messenger RNA, 3823 nt
Organism: Cuscuta epithymum
Lineage: Eukaryota; Viridiplantae; Streptophyta; Magnoliopsida; Solanales; Convolvulaceae
Source: the annotation of a GenBank genome assembly